Messenger RNA from Fragaria vesca subsp. vesca, 1161 nucleotides. Its product is annotated as auxin-induced protein 5NG4-like. The transcript has 7 exons. Gene Ontology annotation, cellular component: plasma membrane. Bases 1 to 1161 code for a protein of 386 amino acids. Gene Ontology annotation, molecular function: transmembrane transporter activity. The record is from RefSeq and is a predicted model, not a curated record. NCBI's taxonomy places the organism in Eukaryota, Viridiplantae, Streptophyta, Magnoliopsida, Rosales, Rosaceae.
AUGGCUCUUGUAGUAAGUCCAUACAUGAAGAUCUAUAGGAAAUUCAAGCCACAUCUUCUCCUGGUUAUGGCUCAGAUCGGUUAUACAUUUCUCUACUUUAUUACUGAUGCAUCCUUCAAUCAUGGGAUGAACCCUCAUGUCUUUGUAACCUAUCGACAUAUAGUUGGUGGCUUAGUCAUGUUUCCAUUUGCCUAUUUUCUUGAAAGCAAAGCAAGGCCAAAGUUGACUCUAGCAUUGUUUAUGGAGAUAUUUGUGCUUGCACUGCUAGGGGUUAGCUUGACCCUUAAUAUGUAUUUUGCAAGCCUGAAGUACACAUCUUCAAGCUUUGUCACAUCAAUAGCCAACACCAUACCAUCCCUGACUUUUCUGAUUGCAGUAAUUCUCAGGUUGGAGGCUGUAGAUGUGAGGAAUCCACGCGGAAUAGCUAAACUUUUGGGAACCUUAAUAUCCCUGGCUGGGGUUAUUACCAUGACUUCUUACAAUGGACCUGCCAUACAAAGCUUGUCAGGAGCAUCCAAACACAUAAGAAGUAACAUUGUUCACAAAAGCUGGACAAAGGGUUCAAUCCUUGUGAUUACAAGUUGUAUAACAUGGUCCAUAUGGUACAUAAUGCAGGGGAUGACACUGAAGAAAUAUCCUGCACAACUUUCACUAACCACAUGGAUCAAUUGUAUCGGCGCAGCGCAGUCAGCUGUGUUCACAGUUAUCAUACAUCCCAAACAGGCAGCAUGGAGAAUUACAUACAACAAUGAUUUCUGGUCCAUCAUAUAUGCUGGAGUUGUGUGCUCAGGUAUAACAACCUUCAUUCAACUGUGGUGUACAAAACAAAAAGGACCUGUUUUCGUGACCAUGUUCAGUCCUCUUGCAACAGUAUUAGUUGCGAUUCUAGCUUACUUCAUUCUCGGCGAAAAACUUCACGUUGGCAGAAUAAUGGGAGCGAUCAUUAUCAUUAUCGGUCUAUACCUAGUCUUAUGGGGCAAAGAUAGAGAUAAAAAUCAUUUAAAGACCCAAGAGCAACCUACUCUGAUUACUGAUAACCAGAAGGAACCCAAGAUGCAUGCACAAGUGGGAUCUUCAGCGGAAAGCCAGGUCCUCCAAAUGGACCUUGAGACAGUUGAGAGUAAAGAUGGAACCAAUGGUUUAAGAUUAUGCAUCAUAUGA